AAUCUUCGAAUUUGAUAGAAAAAUCUUUCAUCCAAAAACCAAAGCCAAACCAAAAAUGAAAUCCAUACAUAUUUUAUCAACAAUUUUAUUGGUCAUCAUUUUGAUCGAUUCAAUUCAAUCGGCCGGUAUUAAAACUAAAUCAAUGUUUAAUUUUAUCAAUAAUAAAAAAUCACUCUCAGAAGAUGUUGAAAAAUUCAUCGAAAAACUCAUUGAUGAAUGCAUACUAAAUGAAGAUACAUCCGAUUCUCAUUAUAAUAAAUUUUGUUAUGAAUUUGUAAAAGAAGAAUUUCCAGAAUUGUCAGUAUCAAAUUUCUAUAACUAUUUCUAUGAAUGUGUGGACGAAUGCAAAAAAUUACAUGAUAUUUAUGCUGAUGAUUAAUUGGGCUGA
Dermatophagoides pteronyssinus (European house dust mite) is the source of this 388-nucleotide messenger RNA. RefSeq lists its product as uncharacterized. NCBI's taxonomy places the organism in Eukaryota, Metazoa, Arthropoda, Arachnida, Sarcoptiformes, Pyroglyphidae. The record is from RefSeq and is a predicted model, not a curated record.